GCCCCCGCGCGCAGCCAUGGACGCCAAGCCCGCGCUCGCGAGGACCCCGCCGCCCGAGGUGCUGGAAGACGUGCUGCGGGAGCAGUUCGGGCCGCUGCCCCAGUUGGCCGCCAUCUGCCGGUUCAAGCGGCUGCAGUCGGGCGGCUACUCUUCCACCGAGGACCUGCAGGUGAUGCUGGAGCGGCGGCGCAUGGCCAACGCCAAGGAGCGCGAGCGGAUAAAAAAUCUCAACCGUGGUUUUGCCAAACUGAAGGCACUGGUGCCAUUUCUUCCCCAAAGCAGGAAGCCUAGCAAAGUUGAUAUCCUCAGAGGUGCGACUGAAUACAUACAAGCUCUCAGUGAUAUUUUGGAGGAAGCCAGAGACUCUGAGAAACAAGACCCAGAUCAUCAGAACUAUAGCAACAGUACUUCUGAACCACACAUGUCCUUGGCUAGAGAGCUAUCGAGUAAGGUCAUACAACAUGCCGGCUGUGCUGCGGGCUUGAAGAAUGAGGAGGAAGGUUCCUUGGCAGAUGGCGACAGUGGUGAGUCAGCACACACUUGUUGCCAGAGGGCGAUGUCUGUGAUGGGAGUUACCUCCCCAACCAGGAGUCUGGUAAAGUGUUUCUUCUUAAAUAGGUUGAUGUCCAAAAACUCAUAAUGCAUCCCUUGGGCAUGAGGUAUUGGCCAUAUUAAAACAUGACUGA
Hippopotamus amphibius kiboko is the source of this 686-nucleotide messenger RNA. RefSeq names its product folliculogenesis specific bHLH transcription factor (gene FIGLA). The coding region runs from base 17 to 640 and encodes 207 amino acids. The record is from RefSeq and is a predicted model, not a curated record. NCBI's taxonomy places the organism in Eukaryota, Metazoa, Chordata, Mammalia, Artiodactyla, Hippopotamidae. Gene Ontology annotation, molecular function: protein dimerization activity; DNA-binding transcription factor activity, RNA polymerase II-specific; RNA polymerase II transcription regulatory region sequence-specific DNA binding. Gene Ontology annotation, biological process: regulation of transcription by RNA polymerase II; developmental process. The transcript has 3 exons.